Anopheles funestus (African malaria mosquito) is the source of this 2952-nucleotide messenger RNA. RefSeq names its product acetylcholine receptor subunit delta-like. The coding region runs from base 1633 to 2892 and encodes 419 amino acids. The transcript has 8 exons. Gene Ontology annotation, molecular function: extracellular ligand-gated monoatomic ion channel activity; transmembrane signaling receptor activity; neurotransmitter receptor activity. Gene Ontology annotation, biological process: nervous system process; signal transduction; regulation of membrane potential. Gene Ontology annotation, cellular component: synapse; neuron projection; membrane. The record is from RefSeq and is a predicted model, not a curated record. Lineage: Eukaryota; Metazoa; Arthropoda; Insecta; Diptera; Culicidae.
UUGUUUUUAACCAUCGUUAGGAAGCCUUCCCUCCAACCUUACCUCAACGCAUAAUCAAGCAUUUACAUUCAGCUUUUUGCGUUCACUUUUUCACUUUUUGCACGGUCAAAGUUUUUCAUUAUUGUACACUCUUAACUAUGAUUCAUUUUUCGGACCUAAACAUUUUCUUUGUCUGGAGCUAUGGAUUUUUGUUGACGAGCAGUUCAAUUUUGUUGAAUAAUUCAAACUCUCUUCGAAAGCGAACUUUAAAUAGUGACUUACGCAAUCACAAGGCUUGUGAAUCGUCAGUGGACACGUACAGUGCGAUAGCUUCAGUUGGAAAGGUAUCUGCGAAUUGAGGCUGAUUUAAAGUUGAGUUGUAAGUGACGAGUUGAGGUAGACGAUCGUGUGAAACUAAACACCGGGAACAUCAAUCGUUGAAUGUUGAUUGGAGCUACUAAUUUACAGCUACUUCUUUUUCCUUAUCAUGGUGGCACUACAAGCUCCUAUCAUAAGAAUAACUGACACUGCAUCAACAAGUCUCACAUGAGCCGCUUAAAGCUGUAACUUAAAAGGCUCAUCAAUGUAGAGAUUUUUAUCACCUUUGCACAUGGGUUUUGCAUAGAUUGAACGAUAAAUGUAAGCACUUUUGUCAGGGGAGAUAUGUUUGAGGUUCACGCAAGAAUUAUUUGUCAACCGAAAGUAAAACAUUGAGAGGAUCACUUGCAGCACUAUGUGUCGAGGUCAGGUCGUUACAUUACAUCUCCCUAGGCAUGCUAUUACUUGAUGAUGGCGAAAACUUCCGAAAAUUUUCUUUCCAUUCAUCAGUCACGAUAAAAAUGAUGAAAAAAUAUAACACUCGACUGUUCGUUUUAAUAUGGAUAAAAAACCCUACAAACAGCUUCAACCGGAAUAUGAUGUGAGAGCUUACUGGAGAUCUUCUUGGUGGAGAAUGUUGAUUACUCGACCUUCAUAGCAGUUGUUUCCAUUUAGUGUGAAGUAAAUUUCCUCAACAAUCGAAAAUAUUUGUUUUACUAACACUUUGCUCACACAGUGCUCUUUCUGGGUGUUUGCCUGCUGCUCAGAUGCCGCCGGCCUAUAAUAAAGACAUCUUUUCUCCAUCAGACCAAGCCCAUCAUUUUCUACUAUGUUUUCACCAUUUGUUUAGUUCCGAACUGACAGCAUAUCGAAAGUUAUCCAAAUUUGUCCGUUUGUCCAAACCAUUUUGUCCGAGGUAAAUAAACCACUAUGUUACAUAGAACGCACAUAAAAAUUUGUUAAAUUUGCAUUCUUAAUGCACGCAUUAAUUCAUUUUCUAAAUCAUAAAUAUUACCAUAAAGUGCAUUACACGCUUCCACAAUCUUCCACUAAAUCGCCGAGAUGGAAAAAACGCAUAUAAACAGACGUCAGUCAGUGUAGCAACUGCCCAUUGGAAACACGAGAACUUGUUCGCGUACCAACUGGUUAGUUUCUCAUGAAACUUAUCGGAACAUAUCAUAUUGCUUCAGCAGAUGCGUCAGUUCGUUGGGUGUCUGUACUAUAAAACUGCAUGUCUAGUAGAAGACGUGCUACUGACGAUUUGUUUAAUUGUAGAAGAAAAUUCGCAGAGUAUGGUUACAUAGUGGUAAUUAAGUAUUCGAACGCUCAUUCAAAAUGGAAAAUAUAUUUCCAAAGUUUUGGGUUUUGGUAAUGGCUAUCGCUAUUACGAAACCUGCAGCUUCCAUAGUUUGUAAUAAAGCAACUAGCAAUGUCGAAAAUACUCUUAAACAACAUCUGUUCUGCAAUGGUUAUGAUCCAUCGAUACGGCCUGCUAAAAGUGAAUUCGAUAUGAUCAACAUAACAAUGAUCCCAAUUAUCACUGAUUUUGAUUUCCAUCCAUACCAAAAUACGAUGGAUCUGCAUAUAAUGUAUCGAAUGACUUGGCAAGAUACAUCAUUACAAUGGAAUUCAUCCGACUGGUUCAACAUUACUCUGUUGCGUCCCAACUACGACGAAAUUUGGCUUCCGGAGUUUGAGCAUAUCAAUUCUAAUUUAGAAGGAGACCCGAUUUAUUCCUGUACCAACCCACAUUGUUGCUUGUUGGAAUCGGGACAUUUGAUAUGCCGACCCAAGUGCAGCACAACUGCCAAAUGUUUCCCCGAUUAUUCACGUUGGCCAUACAAUACACUAACGUGUCAGUUGUGGUUCGCGAAUCGUGAUAAGGAACUAGUAGACGAAAUUAACUUUGUUAUGCAAGAGAAAUAUACAAGUAUACACGGGAAUACUGCCAGUUGGUGCAUGACACGGUUUUCGUCAAACAAAACAUUGCUGGAUAUUCCAGGUGCUACCGGACGGAGUGUGUUGUUAUGGGAAUUUGGUUUGCAACACGCUCCUCAUACUGAACUAAUUACCUUGUAUUUUCCUAUGUUUGUGCUCGUUAUGCUGAAUAUUUUCAACUGUUGGUUGCAUUCUCCCGCAGGUGAGAAGACAAAGAUAAUAUUGAUAUCUUUGAUUUGCCAUUUCCAGCUUCUCCAAGAUUUGGUAAUUAAAUCCAGUGCAAUACCCGGCAUAGUGAUGUUUAUAUUAGCAUCGAUGGUAUUAACACUGCUGUUGUUUGUGACCACACUGAUCCUCCGAUGGCUGCACAAUCUACACACAACUCCGCCAAGAAUUAUCAUACGAUCCAUAAGUAUGCUCACAAACAAUCGAAUGAUGUAUUGGUUUCUUCAGACAGAAUAUCUAAGCCUUGGACACAAACCAACUGUCCUAUCGAACUAUAUGGAGCUAAGGGACUGGACACUGAUCGUGAAACUAGUCGAUCGGUGUGUAUUUGUGCUGUAUAUAUUCAUUUACUUGUGGCUCUUCGUCAUGUAUGUGCCCUUGCAGCACGAUAAAUAUAAUUUAAAAUAUGAUCGUGGCCUGUGUUCGGCUUGAAACUGUAUUUUCAUUUUAAUAAAAAAUAAAGUACGACAUCAUCAUUAAUUCCAAAAAUUC